Molecule: messenger RNA, 1598 nt
Organism: Nerophis ophidion (straightnose pipefish)
Lineage: Eukaryota; Metazoa; Chordata; Actinopteri; Syngnathiformes; Syngnathidae
Product: melanocortin receptor 4-like
Exons: 1
Coding region: 134-1111 (325 amino acids)
Biological process (GO): G protein-coupled receptor signaling pathway
Cellular component (GO): membrane
Molecular function (GO): melanocyte-stimulating hormone receptor activity
Source: RefSeq, a predicted model, not a curated record
CCCAGCUCUCACUCGCCCGAGACCCUCUGCCUCUCGCACUCGCCUCCUCCUCCACCCUUGAGGGAGAGCGUCAGUUGAGGCUGAAGAGGCGGAGUCCUGACCCUCUUGAUGGAGAGUUCUUAGGAGCGAGGAGAUGGAAAGAGGAGGCGCGAUGAACACCACGGACUACAACAACCGCACUCCAACCCCGGGGACCCUGCUCUCCAAGGAGGACGCGGCGGGCAGGCGGGUCUCCUCGGCGGGAUGCUACGAGCAGCUGCUGAUCUCCACCGAGGUCUUCCUGACCUUGGGCAUCAUCAGCCUGCUGGAGAACAUCCUGGUGGUGGUGGCCAUCGUGAAGAACAAGAACCUGCACUCGCCCAUGUACUUCUUCAUCUGCAGCCUGGCGGUGGCCGACAUGCUGGUGAGCGCCUCCAACGCCUCGGAAACCAUCGUCAUCGCGCUCAUCAACGGCGGCAGCCUGAGCGUCCCCGUCACGCUGGUCAAGAGCAUGGACAACGUCUUCGACUCCAUGAUCUGCAGCUCGCUGCUGGCGUCCAUCUGCAGCCUGCUGGCCAUCGCCAUCGACCGCUACAUCACCAUCUUCUACGCGCUGCGCUACCACAACAUCGUCACCUUCCGGCGGGCCACGCUGGUCAUCAGCAGCAUCUGGGUGGGCUGCAUCGUGUCGGGCGUGCUCUUCAUCGUCUACUCGGAGAGCACCACCGUGCUCAUCUGCCUCAUCAGCAUGUUCUUCACCAUGCUGGUGCUCAUGGCCUCGCUCUACGUGCACAUGUUCCUGCUGGCGCGCCUGCACAUGAAGCGCAUCGCCGCGCUGCCGGGCAACGGCCCCGUGCAGCAGCGGGCCAACAUGAAGGGCGCCAUCACGCUCACCAUCCUGCUGGGCGUCUUCGUGGUGUGCUGGGCGCCCUUCUUCCUGCACCUCAUCCUCAUGAUCAGCUGCCCCCGCAACCCCUACUGCACCUGCUUCAUGUCGCACUUCAACAUGUACCUGAUACUCAUCAUGUGCAACUCCGUCAUCGACCCCAUCAUCUACGCCUUCCGCAGCCAGGAGAUGAGGAAGACCUUCAAGGAGAUCUUCUGCUGCUCGCACGCCCUCCUGUGCGUGUGAACUUUGACCUCCCGGGGCCCCGCUUGACGUGAGACGCGACGUGGGCUCGAAUUUUUCUUUUAGGGAGUGGAGUUCUAAGCCCGCCUUCGUGGAAAGAAGCCUCAUUCUCGCACGCCAGCGACCCAUUACUUAUGCCCACAUGGCGUUCAAAGUGCGGCUCCUCGCUAUCGGCAAUUGGAUGCAAGAAGAGAGAAAAUGAAGUGAAAAAAAGAGCAAAAAGGAAAGUCGCACAUAACGCUAAUGAUCAUAAAAAAAAAUAAUAAUACGCUUUGUUACGCUUGAAUGUAUAACUUCUUAGCACGUCCUCUGCAGAGGACAUUUUUGUUUUGCACAACAGGGCUAUGUCCCUUAAAAAAAAAAAAAGUAGAACUUAUAGGGGUGCACAAAAAAUGGAUUCACAUCCAACCCGCGAUUGUCAUUCAUCCCAAUUCUCAAACAUUUUGGGUAUUUAUAAAUGUAUAUAUAAAUAUAUAUAUUCCCUAUCGGG